This is a messenger RNA of Pistacia vera, 3118 nucleotides long. Its product is annotated as poly [ADP-ribose] polymerase 1. The record is from RefSeq and is a predicted model, not a curated record. Gene Ontology annotation, molecular function: DNA binding; zinc ion binding; NAD binding. NCBI's taxonomy places the organism in Eukaryota, Viridiplantae, Streptophyta, Magnoliopsida, Sapindales, Anacardiaceae. Gene Ontology annotation, cellular component: nucleus.
CUUAACCCACACCUAUAUAUGUACUAACGCGCGAGCCACCAGCCAAUAAACGCAGAGUUUUAGUGAGAAGACUCAUAAUGGCGAACCCGCCAAAGCCCUGGAAGGUGGAGUAUGCAAAAUCAGCGCGGUCCUCUUGCAGAACUUGCAAGAGCAACAUUGAGAAGGAGGCUUUUAGGCUUGGCAAAAUGGUCCAGUCCUCCCAUUUCGACGGCUUCAUGCCUAUGUGGAACCAUGCCAAUUGUGUAUUGAAGAAAGCAAAUCAGAUAAAAUCCCUAGACGAUGUUGAAGGGUUAGAAUCACUUCGAUGGGAAGACCAGCAAAAAAUUAGAAAAUAUGUGGAGGGUGGUGGACCUUCAAAUAAGACUGCUGUCACUACUAUCGAAUAUGGUAUUGAAGUUUCACAAACCUCUCGUGCUACUUGCAAGGACUGCAACCAAAAAAUUAUGAAAGGAGAGGUUCGUGUAUCUUCCAAGCCCAAUGGUCAAGGGGCUAGAGGUCUAGCAUGGCAUCAUGCCAAUUGUUUAUUGAAAGUGUCUCCAUCUGUCCAAUUGGAAAAACUGUCUGGAUGGGAAAGCCUAUCAGUUUCUGAUCAGGCAGCUGUUUGUGCCCUGGUUAAGAAGGUUCCAUCUACUGCUAAGAGUGGCACAAAAGCUGAGGAACAACAGGAUAAAGAUAUGCCCCAACAAUCAACAUCAAAAGCUGGUACAAAACGUAAAAAUAUUGGUAUUGAUCAGAGGUCAAAGGUUGCUAAGGCUGAAGGAGAUGUGUCAACAGGCAAGGCUGCAUCCAUGAAGAAUUCUAACAACAGGCUGGAUGAACACACGUCUGAUUUGACAAGUAAGCUGGAAGUCCAGAGUAAAGAACUGUGGGCUCUAAAAGAUGAUCUUAAGAAACAUGUGACUACAAAGGAGCUAAAGGACAUGCUUGACAUCAAUGAUCAAGAAUCCACAGGAUCUGAACUUGAUUUGCGUGACCGUUGUGCUGAUGGGAUGAUGUUUGGAGCACUUGGUCACUGCCCACUUUGUUCAAGUUCUCUUCGUUAUUCUGGAGGCAUGUAUCGGUGCAAUGGCUACCAGUCUGCAUGGAGCAAGUGUUCUUACUCUACUUGUGAACCAGAACGUUUUAAAGGGAAGUGGAAAGUACCAGAAGGGACAGAUAAUGAAUAUCUUAGCAAGUGGUUUAAAACACAAAAGAGUAAAAAACCUGUCCGAGUCCUGCCUCCUCCGACAUCAAACAAUCCUUCUGCAAGCCAAGCUACUAAUGCCACAUCUCAGCCUUUUAAGGGUGAAACUUUGGGGGAUCUUAAAGUUUCUAUUUCUAGAUUACCUAAGGAAUCCACGGAAGAAUGGAAGAGAAAAAUUGAGGAAGCUGGUGGACAGGUUCAUGCAAAGAUUAAGAAAGAUACUAAUUGCUUAAUUGUGGGUGGAGAGCUGGAGGAUCAAGAUGCUGAGAUGAGGAAGGCAAGGAGGAUGAAAAUACCAAUUGUUAGGGAGGAUUACUUGGUUGAAUGUUUUAAAAAACAAAAGAAGCUUUCGUUUGAUCUUUACAAAGUUGAAGCCAUUGGCGAGAGUUCUAGUAUGGUCACAAUCAAAGUAAAAGGUCGAAGUGCUGUGCAUGAAGCUUCAGGUCUGCAGGAUACGGGUCACAUUCUUGAGGAUGGGAAAAGUGUCUAUAACACAACUUUGAACAUGUCUGAUUUAUCUACUGGUGUUAACAGUUACUAUAUCCUGCAAAUUAUCCAAGAUGAUAGAGGGUCGGACUGUUAUGUGUUUCGUAAAUGGGGCCGAGUGGGAAAUGAGAAGAUUGGUGGGAGCAAACUGGAAGAGUUUUCAAAAUCAGAUGCAAUCUGUGAUUUCAAACGUUUGUUUCUUGAGAAGACUGGGAAUCCAUGGGAAGCGUGGGAACAAAAACAAAACUUCGAGAAGAAACCUGGCAGAUUCUUCCCAUUGGAUAUUGAUUAUGGAGUUAACAAACAGGUGUCAAAGAGGAAACAGACUGAUGCUGACAGCAAACUUGCACCUCCUUUAGUAGAGUUAAUGAAGAUGCUCUUUAAUGUCGAAACAUAUAGAGCUGCUAUGUUGGAGUUUGAGAUUAACAUGUCAGAAAUGCCACUGGGGAAACUGAGCAAAAAUAAUAUCCAAAAGGGUUUUGAGGCAUUAACGGAGAUUCAAAAUUUACUAAAUAACAAUGCAUUUGAUCCUUCUGUCAAAGAAAGCCUGAUAGUUGAUGCCAGCAAUAGAUUCUUUACUGUGAUCCCUUCUAUUCAUCCACAUGUUAUACGGCAUGAAGAUGAUUUUAAGUCAAAGGUGAAAAUGCUGGAAGCUCUCCAGGACAUUGAAAUAGCUUCAAGAUUAGUAGGUUUUGAUGUUGAUAGUGAUGACUCCCUUGAUGAGAAAUAUCAGAAGCUUUGUUGUGAUAUUGCUCCUCUUCCUCAUGAUGGUGAAGAUUAUCAGUUGAUUGAGAAGUAUCUUCUUACAACUCAUGCUCCUACACAUACGGAUUGGUCUCUUGAACUUGAAGACGUUUUUUCACUUGAAAGGGAAGGAGAAUUUGAUAAGUUUUCUCCUUAUCGACAAAAGCUUAACAAUAGAAUGCUCCUCUGGCAUGGUUCUCGGUUGACUAAUUUUGUGGGAAUACUUAGCCAAGGACUGAGAAUAGCGCCUCCUGAAGCACCAGCAACUGGCUAUAUGUUUGGCAAGGGGAUAUACUUUGCUGACCUGGUCAGUAAAAGUGCUCAGUAUUGCUACACUGAUAAGAAAAAUCCUGUGGGCCUAAUGCCUAGUGAAGUAGCUUUGGGAGAGGUCCACACACUCAAGAAGGCAGAAUAUAUGGAUAAACCUCCUGAAGGAAAGCACUGUACCAAAGGACUAGGGAAGAAAGUACCGCAGGAAUCGGAAUAUGUGAAGUGGAGAGAUGAUGUAACUGUUCCUUGUGGCAAACCAGUUCCAUCCAGAAUCAAGGCCUCUGAGCUUAUGUACAAUGAGUAUAUUGUUUAUAAUACAGCUCAAGUUAAGAUGCAGUUCUUAUUGAAGGUGAGGUUCCAUCACAAGAGAUGAGAACAGUAAAUGAUGUUUAACUACAUUAUGGGAAAGGGUUAUGACUUAUGACAGUAAGUUUU